GAAGGAGACGAAGAAGUAGAAGCAGAAGUAGAAGAAGAAUAUUUUUUUUUGUAUCUGUUUCAACAUGCGGUUAUAGCGGCUGCAUUGUAAACGUUCGGCACUCCGAUGUUAUCGUGGCUUUCGCCGUUAUCGCGAGAAAUCACGGGGGCACGCUCACCUGACGUCCGUCUGACAGCGAGCCGUGCGUGGAGUUUUCCCAGUCCUGAUGGUGAAUAGCUACCGCGGCGGCAUCGGGCGGAGAAGAAGCCGCAGAAGGGGGAAUCAGCGGUGGCUGGCGAGCAGCGAUCUCAGAGUUAGUUUUUUGUAAGAUCUGACGACAUUACCCUACGUCCACUUGGAGAUCCUUAAAACGCAUAAAAGAAGGUUAGGGUGAAAAAUAAAGAAAGAUGGCGGCCGCGGCCUCGCCGGGCUCUGGCUCUGGCUCGUCCGCCUCCUCAGACUGGGUUGUGUUAAGAGACGGCUGCCUGCGGUGCGACGAGGAGGGCCUGCGGAGCCUCUCCUACCACCCGGCCCUCAACGCUAUCCUGGCCGUAACCAGCCGGGGCAGCAUCAAAGUCAUCGACGGCACUUCUGGAGCCAUUCUCCAGGCUUCCGCCUUGCACGCUAAACCGGGGGGUCGUGUCAGGUGUCAGUACCUCCUCGCUGUCGACAAGGUGCUUUUCGUUGACGAUUACGUUGUGGGAUGUAGGAAGGACUUGAAUGGCAUCCUACUUCUGGACACAGCCCUUCAGCCUCCGGUUUCCAAGCCUGAGGAUUUAGUCCAGCUGGAGUUGCCCGUCACAGAGGCCCAGCAGUUGCUGUCUGCAUGUCAAGAGAAGAUUGACGUGUCCAAUACAGAGGGUUAUGACCUUUUCAUCUCUCAGCUCAAAGAAGGCUUGAAGAAUACCUCGCACGAGACAGCAGCUAACCACAAAGUGGCCAAGUGGGCAACAGUGACCUUUCACCUGCCCCACCAUGUGCUGAAGCUGGUGGCCAGCGCCAUAGUCAACGAACUGAAGAAGAUCAACCAGAACGUGGCUGCACUGUCUGUGGCCUCCUCUAUCAUGGACAGGCUCUCCUACCUCUUGUCCAGUGCCAGGCCCGAGCUGGGGGUCGGCCCUGGGCGCUCUGUAGAUAGGUCAUUGAUGUACAGUGAAGCCAACCGGAGGGAGACGUUCACAUCGUGGCCCCAUGCAGGUUACAGGUGGGCUCAGCCUGACCCCAUGGCACAAGCUGGAUUUUACCACCAGCCUGCCUCCACAGGUGAUGACAGAGCCAUGUGCUUCACCUGCAGCGUCUGCCUCGUCUGCUGGGAGCCCACCGAUGAGCCAUGGUCCGAACAUGAACGGCAUUCUCCUAACUGUCCAUUUGUGAAAGGCGAGCACACACAGAACGUGCCGUUGUCUGUGACCUUGGCCACCAGCCCCGCCCAGUUCCCCAGCAGCCCUGAUGGCUCGGACAAGAUUGCCUGCUACGGCUUCGGUAGCUGCCCUCAUUUUCUCGCUGCCGCCACCAAGAGGGGCAAGAUCUGCAUCUGGGAUGUAUCCAAGAUGAUGAAGGUGCACUUGAAGUUUGAAAUCAACCCGUAUGAUCCAGCAAUCUUGCGGCAGCUGAUCCUGUGUGACAGUGAGCAGAGCCAGCAGACUCUUACAGAGUCCCGAAGACCAACCCUGGCCUGGCUGGAGGAGUCUUCCACCUGCUCUGACCUCCCCAAGUUGGAGGGAGACAGUGAUGACCAGUUGGAGGACUCGGACAGUGAAGAACAUUCCAGAUCAGAGUCAGUAAUAGGCCAGCCAUCACAGCGAGAAAACUUGGAGGUGAGCUUAGGAGUGACGGCGCUGAGUGUACUGCAGCAGCCAGAGAAGCUCCAGUGGGAGGUGGUGGCAAGCGUGCUGGAGGACACUGUCAAAGACCUGGAAGAGUUGGGGGCCAAUCCUUCGCUUGCCCAGGUCAAGGCUCACAGUCAGGACAAGGCCAAGGACAAAGUCACUGACCACCACAACAUUCCCUUUCCUUGCCUGCUGGCUGGUGGACUGCUUAACUACUGCUCAGCAGCAACCUCCCCCCUGGCUGGUCCCCCAGCCCCUGCAUCGGGUUGCAGGACCGCAGAUGGUUCUCGUAGGACUCAAGGUGCUCAGCUCUCCAAUAAUGGGCCUCUACAAGACCAAGGCCCUAUGGAGACGGAGACCUGUAACCCCCCACCGUCUGCUCAGGAGCUGGGCUUACCCAACCAAGCAGGACCCCUUCCUCCAUUCCCCUCUGCCCUGCAGGCCAUUCACAGAACUAUGCCUGUGCUGCUGCUGUACAGUAUCAAGGAAGUCGAUGACAAGUCGUCAGGGAAGAUGUUCACCCAAAUGAACAAUCUCAUGAGUAAAGGGCUCCAUGAGGAGGGCUUCACUGUGCCACAGAUCAUUGAGAUGGAGUUUGAUACACAUGAGCAACUGCUUCUUCAGGACCCUCCCAUUACCUAUAUCCAGCAGUUUGCUGAUGCGACAGCGAACUUGGCAUGCCUGGACAGUCAUGUGGACAAGUGGGGCACACUGGGUACAGCCAGUGUCUCCACGCCACCUCGGCCUGGAGCCCUUGUGCAAUGCUUGAGGCUGCCUAAACAGCUUGAAGAGGAGAAUUUAUAUGUGGACUCUAUCACACCCUGCUGGGAUGGUGUACAUCUUCUGGUGGGGCUGCAGCCAUGUGGUUUUGAGAGUCUAAGCGCCAUAAAUCAAGUAGAGGCUCUCAACAACCUUAAUCGCCUGCACUCAGCCCUUCACAGCCUGCGCACAGGCGACACAACCCUCACGAUGUCCAACGGGGUGGAGGCUCACCAUCCAGGGGGCUCACCCAUCCAAACACCCCUCAUUCUACCCAGAGCUGACCAACAGCAGCAAAUGUCUCUGGGUGGUGGGAGUGGAGGGGGCUAUCUGGCUCUCUACAAGCUCAAUUACUCCACUCGCAUUGUCACCUUAGAUAAGGAACCUGUUAAGGUGCAGCACAUUCAUGACCCACGCGAUGCCAUUACCUCUCUGAUAUUGCUUCCUCCAGAUGUGCUGGAUGGCAGGGAGGAUGAUAGUGAGGAGGCCCCUGAGGAGGCCAUCCCACCUGGCCCAAAAAAUGGUUGUUCUGGCUUUGGGGCUGGCCCUGCAGGGUCCUCUGGAUCUGUUACCAGCAGCACUUGUGGAGCAACCACCAGCACUAAUAUCACCGGUCUUUCCACCACUACCUCCAGCCCCAAAGAGUGCAAACGGAUGGAUGUGGCAGGCCUGGGCCAUUUGGUGGUGACCACGCAGGCUGGGUACAUCAUGAUCCUGGACUUGUCCACUUUGGAAGUCCUUGCCAAGGUGGAACCACCCAAGAAAGAGGGCUCAGCAGAAGAAAUAGACCCAUUUGUCUCAGUCACCUAUUGUUCUGGGACUGACCGCCUGUGUGCCUGCACAAAAGGUGGAGAACUUCAUUUCCUUCAAAUUGGAGGCGUUUGUGAUGAUAUCGAUGACGGCGACAUGUUUGUGGAUGGCCCCCUUUCAAAAGGGGCUGAACAGCUACUGGAGGGAGCCAAGCCCUCUUCGAACCCCUCUAGCCCUGGGAUCACAGGAGUGGACCUGCUGGUGGACCAGGCACUGACCACGGAGAGCCUGACCUCACUGGUGGAGCUGACCCGCUUCGAGACCCUGACACCACGUUUCUCGGCCACGGUGCCACCAUGCUGGGUGGAGGUACAGCAGGAGCAGCAGCAGCGCCGCCACCCUCAGCACCUCCACCAGCAGCACCAUGGAGACGCAGCGCAGCACACCCGCACCUGGAAGCUCCAGAGCGACAGCUCAAGCUGGGACGAACAUGUGUUUGAGCUUGUGCUGCCCAAAGCAUGCAUGGUGGGCCACGUCGACUUCAAGUUUGUCCUGAGUGCAAACAUCACCAACAUUCCCCAGAUCCAGGUCACCCUGCUGAAGAACAAAGCACCAGGGCUAGGCAAAGUCAGCGAGACUGCAGUUGACAGGCAAAUCUCCUUCCCUCUGUCCCACGUCCUUCAUACCAAUGGGGAGAGGAAUGGUCAGCCCCUCCUACAUGACUUCUCAGAGGACAUCCAGUUCAUGGACAUAGAGGAAACACCAGGCUCCAUGCUAUGUCCAUUCCUAGAUGACCAUAAAGAAGACAUCCUGUGUGGUCCUGUGUGGCUGGCCAGCGGCCUGGACCUGUCUGGCCAUGCUGGCAUGCUCAGCCUAACCAGCCCCAAACUAGUCAAAGGCAUGGCAGGAGGAAAAUACCGCUCCUUCCUGGUGCACAUAAAGGCAGUGAGUGACAAAGGUAUGGAGGAGAGCCCGCGGCCCAUUGUACGCAUGCCCAGCGCCAAGCCCCAGAGCACCAAAGCCCAGUCGCUCUCCACCCUGCUGCAGCGAGCGCAGGCCUGCAAGGAAAAGGCCUCAACAUCUAAACCAGAGACUCCAACACCCUCAAAAAAGCCAGACAACCUGCGAGGCUGUGACCUGCUUCAGGAGGUAUCGGUCACCAUCCGAAGGUUCAAGAAGACCUCAAUCCCUAAAGAAAGGGUCCAGCGUUGCGCCAUGCUCCAGUUCCCUGACUUCCACGAGAAACUGCUAAACGCCCUGUGUAAGCGGUCCGAGGACGGCCCAUGCACGGAGCAUGCCCAGAGCCUGAUGCUGGACAUCUUGUGCUGGCUGGCUGGAGUGUACUCAAAUGGACCCUGCAGCCAGAGGGAAGGAAAGGACGGCUUGCUGGUGAAAACGCAGAGGAGACUCACUGAUAUUGUGCGGGUAUGCCUGUUUGAGGCCUGCCGGAGUAUAGCCCAUAAAUGUGCCCGCUUUCUUGCACUUUGUAUAAGCAAUGGAAAAGGAGAGCCAAGUCAACAGGGUUUCAGCACGAGUCUUCUGAAGGCUCUGCUGGACAACAUGCCUUACUUACCUGCUGCUGCAACAGGUGGGUCGGUGUUCUGGUACUUUGUGCUGCUGAAUUACGUGAAGGAGGAGGACUUGGCAGGCUGCAGCACGGCCUGUGCCUCCCUGCUCACUGCUGUAUCGCACCAGCUGCAGGACCGUCUCACGCCCCUGGAGGCCCUGCUGCAGACCAGAUAUGGUCUGUACAGUUCUCCGUUUGACCCGGUCCUGUUUGACCUGGAGGUCAGCGGGUCGUCGUGUAAGAAUGCUUUCAACAGCAACAUCGGAGUCCAGUCAGAUGAGAUCGACCUCUCCGACAUUCUCUCAGGGAACGGAAAGGUGAGCAGCUGUGCUGCAGCCGAGGGCAGCUUCACCGCCCUGACGGGGCUCCUAGAAGUGGAGCCCCUGCACUUUACCUGUAUCUCCACCAGUGACGGCACGCGGGUGGAGCGUGAUGAUGCCAGCAUGUUCACAGUGAGUACGUUUGGCGUGACCCCAACAGUGGGGGGGUUGUCCACCGGCACGGCGGGUGAGGCGUCCACGGCGUUGAGCUCUGCCGCUCAGGUUGCACUACAGUCCCUGUCCCACGCCAUGGUGUCAGCUGAGCAGCAGCUCCAGGUGCUGCAGGAGAAACAGCAGCAGCUGCUCAAACUGCAGCAGCAGAAGGCCAAGUUGGAGGCCAAGCUGCACCAGACCACCUCAGCAGCAGCUGCCGCUGCAUCCGGUGUGGGACCAAUCCACAACUCGGUGCCUUCCAACCCGUCCUCUGCCCCGGGCUUCUUCAUUCACCCUUCUGACGUCAUCCCCCCUACUCCCAAGACCACGCCCCUCUUCAUGACUCCCCCCCUCACCCCACCCAACGAGGCGGUGUCGGCAGCUUUCAGCGCUGAGCUGGCCCACCUCUUCCCCGGCUCCAUGAUGGACCCUGGGCCUGUCAACCUGGUCGCACACAACAAGAACAGCCAGAAAACCAAGCCGAGCCCUGUUGGGAGCGGUUUGGCAUUGGCCAUCUCCCAAGCUUCCCACUUCCUGCAGCCACCUCCACACCAGUCCAUCAUCAUAGAACGCAUGCACUCUGGAGCACGUCGGUUUGUGACACUGGACUUUGGCCGUCCUGUGCUGCUGACUGAUGCCCUGAUUCCUACUUGCGGGGACCUGGCCUCUCUUUCCAUAGACAUCUGGACGCUGGGUGAGGAGGUGGACGGCCGUAGGCUGGUGGUGGCUACGGACAUAAGCACCCACUCCCUCAUACUGCAUGACCUGCUGCCCCCACCUGUCUGCAGGUUCAUGAAGAUAACUGUGAUUGGCCGCUACGGUAGCACCAAUGCACGGGCAAAGAUCCCGUUGGGUUAUUACUAUGGCCACACCUAUCUCUUGCCUUGGGAGAGCGAGCUGAAGUUGAUGCAUGACCCGCUGCGAGGUGAGAGCGAGGCGGCCAGUCAGCCACCUGUCGAUCAGCACCUGGCCAUGAUGGUGGCGCUGCAGGAGGAUAUCCAGUGCAGGUACAAUUUGGCAUGCCACCGGUUAGAGACACUCCUGCAAAACAUUGACCUGCCGCCGCUCAACAGUGCCAAUAAUGCCCAGUACUUCCUGCGCAAGCCUGACAAGGCAGUAGAGGAGGACCAGCGCGUCUUCUCAGCCUAUCAGGACUGCAUCCAGCUGCAGCUGCAGCUCAACCUGGCCCACCAUGCCGUCCAAAGGUUGCGUGUGUCCCUGGGUGCGUGCCGCAAAACGCUACCCGAGGUGGGACCCGGGGCCCCUGAGGCCCUGGAGCUCAUUCAGAACUCAUCCACAGAACAGCUGAGGACCAUCAUUCGAUACCUGCUGGACACACUGCUCAGCCUGCUGCAUUCCAAUAAUGGCCACUCUGUGCCCUCAGUGCUCCAGAACACCUUUCAUGCUCAAGCGUGCGAGGAGCUCUUCAAGCACUUGUGCAUCAGUGGUACGCCCAAGAUCCGUCUGUACACAGGCCUUCUGCUGGUGCAGCUAUGUGGGGGUGAGCGCUGGUGGGGUCAGUUCCUCUCCAACGUGCUGCAGGAGCUGUACAACUCUGAACAGCUGCUCAUCUUCCCCCAGGACAGGGUGUUUAUGUUACUGUCCUGUAUUGGCCAAAGAUCACUAAGCAACAGCGGUGUGCUGGAGAGUCUCCUCAACCUCUUGGACAGCCUGCUGUCCCCAUUACAGCAGCCCCUUGCUGCCCACCAGCGCAGGACUGAAGGUGUGCUGGACAUCCCCAUGAUCAGCUGGGUGGUGAUGUUGGUCUCCAGACUGCUGGACUACGUGGCCAGUGUAGAGGACGAAGCUUCCGGUGGAAAGAAGCACCUUGUCGGGAAGGACAGAGAGAGGACCUUCACAGGUAAUCAGUGGAGCUUCAUCAACAACAGCCUUCAGUCUCAGAACUCCAGCAGAGCCACCAAAGGGAACAGCAGCCUGGACCGACUCUACUCGCGCAAGAUCCGCAAGCAGCUCGUCCACCACAAACAGUUAAAUCUAUUGAAAGCAAAACAAAAAGCUUUGGUGGAGCAGAUCGAGAAGGAGAAGAUCCAGAGCAACAAAGGAUCUUCCUACAAACUGCUGGUGGAGCAGGCUAAGCUCAAGCAGGCCACAUCCAAGCACUUUAAGGACCUGAUUCGUCUGCGGCGUACGGCCGAGUGGCCUCGCUCCACACUCGACACAGAGGCGGCAACAGCCAAGGAGGCCCCAGAGGUGGAGCUGAUGCCUUUCACGCUUGCCCACGAACGUUGCAUCACCGUCGUCCAGAAACUGGCCCUCUUCCUGCUCUCAAUGGACUUCACCUGCCAUGCUGACCUGCUGCUCUUUGUCUGCAAGGUCCUGGCUAGGAUAGCAAAUGCGACCCGGCCCACAAUUCACCUUUGUGAGGUGGUGUCUGAGCAACAGCUGGAGCGACUGUUGCUCCUUUUAGUAGGGACAGACUUCAACCGCGGGGAUAUCUCUUGGGGGGGUGCCUGGGCACAAUAUUCCCUUACCUGCAUGCUACAGGACAUCCUGGCAGGUGAGCUGCUGUCACCAGGCCCGUUGGAUGUCAUUGAUGAGGUGGUAGUUGCCGAGGAAGCAGCGGCCUCCUCUUCCUCGGUGGGGGCAGACUCCGACGACUCUCUGCCCCAGGCGGCAGCUAUUCCCUUGGUGGGGAACAUCGACGAGGCCCUGGCACCUGAUAUCAUCGCAGGUGCUCCACCUCUAUCAUCUUUGGAAAAAGAUAAAGACAUAGACUUUGACUUGCUACAAGACCUGAUGGAUGUUGAUAUUGAUCCUUUAGAUAUUGAUUUGGAAAAAGAUCCACUCGCCGCCAAAGUUUUUAAGCCAAUAAGCAGCACCUGGUAUGACUAUUGGGGUGCGGACUAUGGCACAUAUGGGUAUAACCCUUACAUAGGGGGUGUGGGCAUCCCAGUGUCUAAACCUCCAGCUGCAACUGAAAAGCCCGGCUCGCAGGGUCUCUCAGUCUCCGUCUCACAAGCCUUGGACGCCCGUCUAGAGGUGGGCCUUGAGCAGCAGGCAGAGCUGAUGCUCAAAAUGAUGGCCACUCUGCAGGCGGACUCCAUCCUCCAGGCACUCACCUCAACCUCCCCUACAGUGACCCAGGCCUCCAAUGGGACUGAUGACUCCUUGCUGAGGGGGCUGCAUGGAGGAGGCUCCCCUCCAAGUUGCUGCCUGAUGGUCCAGACCUCCUCCAUCCCCUUGCUGAGUGCCUGUUUCAACAAGCUCUUCUCCAUGCUCCAGGUGCACCAUGUUCAGUUGGAGUCCCUGCUACAGCUGUGGUUGACCCUCAGUCUCAACUCCUGCUCCAACGGCAGUGAAGAGAGUGGAUCGGACAUCUUCCUCUUCAACGCCAGUCGAGUGCCAACCAUCCCACUCAACCAAGCAUCCAUUGGCAGUUUCCUGACUGUUCUGGCUUGGUACCCCAACACCUCCCUGAGGACCUGGUGCCUGGUGCUCCAUUCUCUGACACUGAUGACCAACAUGCCGGCCUGUGCCUCGAACAGCGGGAUGAACGCCCGGGAGAGCACAGCCCAGCAGAUGGUAUCUGACCCCACUCUGGUGCAUGUCCUGGUGCGCUUCCUUUCCGGCAGCAACCCCCAUGGGACGAGCCAGCACAGCUCGCAGGUGGGGCCCACCGCCACCCAGGCCAUGCAGGAGUUUCUCACCCGGCUGCAGGUGCACCUCUCCUCUACCUGUCCUCAGAUGUUCAGCGAGUUCCUGCUCAAGCUGAUGCACACCCUGUCCAGUGAGAGGGGUCCGUUCCAGUCAGGCCAAGGUCCGUUGGAUGCCCAGGUCAAGCUACUGGAGUUCACUCUGGAGCAGAACUUUGAGGUGGUGUCGGUCAGCACCAUCUCCUCGGUCAUAGAGUCCAUCACAUUCCUGGUGCACCAUUAUAUCACCUGCUCUGACAAGGUGGUGUCGCGGAGUGGCUCAGACAGCUCCGUUGGCGCCCGGGCCUGCUUUGGUGGCCUGUUUGCCAACAUUAUCCGGCCAGGGGACGCCAAGGCGGUGUGUGGAGAGACCACACGUGACCAACUGAUGUUUGAUCUUCUCAAGCUGGUCACUGUGCUGGUACAGCUUCCUCUCUCUGGCGAUAGGGAGUUCAGCGGACGUGUGCCACCAGCCGGAUGUGGAGCAGCUGAUAGCAGCGUCUCGGAUGAGGAGAAGGUGUGUGGUAGCAAAGAGGGCUUAACUGGAGGAUCCAUGCCCAAUCAGGGCCCUGCUGCAGGCGUGGCCGACCUGGUCUUGGCUAAUCAACAGAUAAUGAGCCAGAUCCUCUCUGCACUGGGCCAAUGUAACAGCAGCGCUAUGGCAAUGAUCAUAGGAGCUAGUGGUCUCCACCUGACCAAACAUGAGAACUUCCACGGUGGUCUGGAUGCUAUCUCCGUAGGGGAUGGCCUGUUCACCAUCCUCACCACCCUCAGCAAGAGGGCCACCUCGGUCCAGGUCAUGCUGCAGCCCAUCCUUACCUACAUGGCCUGUGGCUACAUGGGCAGGCAGGGUUCUCUCUCCACCUGUCAGCUGUCAGAGCCUCUGCUGUGGUUCAUCCUCCGCGUCCUGGACACCAGCGAGGCUCUCAAGGCGUUCCAUGAGAUGGGUGGUGUGCAGUUAAUCUGUAACAACAUGGUGACCAGCACCCGGGCCAUAGUGAACACAGCACGUAGCAUGGUGUCCACCAUCAUGAAGUUUCUGGACUCUGGCCCUGGAAAGGCGGCUGAUGGCAGCCUCAAAGCUCGCGUCAUGACCUCAGAGCCCGACAACGCUGAGGGACUCCACAAUUUUGCUCCUCUAGGCACCAUCACCUCCAGCAGCCCUACCGCGCAGCCGGCAGAGGUCCUUCUCCAGGCCACACCUCCUCACCGACGGGCGCGUUCAGCUGCCUGGUCCUACAUCUUCCUGCCUGAGGAGGCGUGGUGUGACCUCACCAUCCACCUCCCUGCUGCAGUGUUACUGAAGGAGCUCCACAUCCAGCCACACCUUGCCAAUCUUGCCACAUGCCCGUCCUCCGUCUCAGUGGAGAUCAGCGCCGAUGGGGUCAACAUGUUACCUCUCUCCACACCAGUGAUCACCAGCGGUCUCACCUACAUCAAGAUCCAGCUGGUGAAAGCAGAGGUGGCGUCUGCCGUCUGCCUGAGACUCCACCGACCACGGGACGCCAGCACACUGGGUCUGUCUCAGAUCAAGCUCCUGGGACUGACGGCGUUUGGCAACACCUCAUCUGCCACAGUCAACAACCCCUUCCUGCCCUCUGAGGACCAGGUUUCUAAAACCAGUAUUGGCUGGCUCCGUCUGCUCCACCAUUGUCUGACACAUGUCAGUGACUUGGAGGCCAUGAUGGCCAGUGCUGCUGCACCCACCGCUAACUUGCUGCAGACUUGCGCCGCCUUGCUCAUGUCACCCUACUGCGGCAUGCAUUCACCCAACAUCGAGGCCGUGCUGGUCAAGAUCGGCCUGCAGUCCACGCGUAUCGGCCUCAAACUUAUCGACAUCCUGCUGAGGAACUGUGCAGCCUCUGGCACAGACCCUGCCAAUCUGAACAGUCCUUUGCUGUUUGGCCGACUAAACGGCCUCUCAUCAGACUCCACCAUAGACAUUCUCUACCAGAUCGGUACCACCCAGGAUCCUGGCACUAAAGACAGGAUCCAAGCCUUACUCCAGUGGGUUCAUGAUUCAUCGAGGAUGGCGGCCCACAGACGGAGUGGCCCCAUUGGUUACACCAGCCCCAGCUCUGGCUCGUCGUCCUCUUCUAGGGAGUAUGGCCUCCUCAUGCCCUCUCCCUCCCACCUCCACUGUGUGGCAGCCAUCUUGUGGCACAGCUAUGAGCUACCUGCUGACUAUGACCUCGCGGUGCUGCUCAACAGAGAGCUCUUUGAACUGCUGUACAACUGGUCCAUGUCUCUCCCCUGCAACCUGGUGCUGAAAAAAGCAGUAGACAGCCUGUUGUGCUCCAUGUGCCACAUCCACCCCAGCUAUUUCUCCCUGCUUAUGUCCUGGAUGGGAAUCGUAGCAAUGCCCACCACCAGCCACUCCCAGGCCCAGCACCACCGCCUAGCCAUGACUGACGAUGGCAAGAAGCAGCACGAUGCCAACGCUACAGCUGCAGGGCUUACAGAUGACUCAAAGCACGCAAGGCCGCCCAUCAAUCUGUCUGAGUCCCAGUUAACCACUCUGGCAGCUGUCUCACAGUCUCCAGGAGCGAUAGAGCAGCUGCUGGACUCUGGCUUGCCCUCGCUGCUGGUCCGCAGCCUGGCCCAGCUGUGCUGUGGCCUCCUCGUCAGUGCUGAUCUCCCCCUUCCUGCUGCCCAGGCCGAGCGGCGGCAACACUAUCACCAUCACUACCACCACUCAUCCUCGCACAGUCAGCCACCACUGUCAGCAGAACUGGCAGCUCCAGUGCUGCGCUUCCUAACAGAGGUGGGAAACAGUCACACCAUGAAAGACUGGCUGGGUGGACCGGAGGUCAACCCACUGUGGACGGCCUUACUUUUUCUGCUGUGCCACUCCAGUGCCAGUGCUGGUUCUAGUCCGGGUGCCCAAACCAUAGGAAGUGGUGCCACUUCGUGUUCGCCUCCAGCCCAGUCAGCUCAGCCAUCUACAAAUUGCUACUCAUUAGCUGCUUCUGGACGGGCGGGUGGGCUCACCACUCAGCAGAGAACAGCUCUGGAGAAUGCCACUGUGGCCUUCUUCCUCCAGUGUAUCUCCUGUCAUCCAAAUAACCAGCGGCUCAUGGCUCAGGUUCUCUGUGAGCUUUUCCAGUCGGCACCCCAGCGCGGCAAUGUGCCCAUCUCUGGAAACAUUUCAGGCUUCAUUCGUCGGCUAUUCCUACAGCUCAUGCUGGAGGAUGAGAAGGUCACAGUCUUCCUGCAGUCUCCCUGUCCGCUGUACAAAGGGCGCAUCAACGCAACCAGCCACAUCAUCCAGCACUCCAUGUACGGAGCAGGUCACAAGUACCGCACCCUCCACCUGCCGAUCUCCACCACCCUGAACGAAGUCCUGGACAGAGUAUCUGACACCCCAAGCAUCACGGCCAAGCUCAUCAAUGAGCAGAAAGAAGACAAAGAAAAAAAGAACCAUGAGGAGAAAGAGAAGAUGAAAGCUGACAGCGGUUUCCAAGACAACUACAGUGUCGUCGUGGCCUCAGGGUUAAAGUCUCAGUCGAAGCGUGCCCUCUCCACACCACCCCGCCCACCUUCUCGGAGGGGCCGUGUGAUGAGUGACAAGCUGACUGCUACCUCCAAUGUGGACCCCGCUGCCAAAACCAUCAGCGUGCCUGUCUUCCACCUCUACCACAAGUUGCUUCCAGGUCAGCCCCUCCCAGCUGAGAUGACCCUGGCCCAGCUACUGACCCUGCUGUAUGAUCGCAAGCUACCGCAGGGCUACCGUUCCAUCGACCUGACUGUCAAACUGGGUUCAAAGGUCAUCUCUGACCCCGGUCUCUCCAAGACGGAUUCCUUCAAGAGGCUACGCACAGAGAAAGUGGAACACUGUGACAUGCUGAACGCUUGCCCGGAGGACGAGCCGAUGACGCCUAGUGAGGAAUGCCUGGAUGCUGCCAUCGACGAGUCCCUGCUAGAGACCAACCCCAUCCAGUCCCCGUUGCAGGUGUUUGCUGGCAUGGGCGGUCUUGCCCUCAUUGCUGAGAGGCUGCCCAUGCUCUACCCUGACGUCAUCCAGCAGGUAAGUGCCCCGGUGGUGCCCUCCACCACGCAGGAGAAGCCCAAGGACAGUGACCAGUUUGAGUGGGUGACCAUCGAGCAGUCGGGCGAACUGGUGUACGAGGCGCCUGAGACCAUUACUGCCGAGCCACCACCCCCACCCCUCAACAAGCAGCAGCCAUCGCAGUCGUCAUCCUCCUCGGUGCAGACCAUGUCGCCCAUCCCUGCUCACUCCCUGGCGGCCUUCGGCCUCUUCUUGCGCCUUCCUGGCUACGCAGAGGUGCUGCUGAAGGAACGGAAGCACGCCCAGUGUCUGCUGCGCCUGGUGCUGGGGGUCACGGACGACGGGGAGGGCAGUCACAUCCUGCAGUCUCCGUCGGCCAACGUGCUGCCCACGCUACCCUUCCAUGUGCUGCGAGCUCUGUUUAGCAGUGCUCCCCUGACCACAGACGACGGUGUCCUGCUGCGUCGCAUGGCCCUGGAAAUCGGCGCCAUCCACCUCAUCCUGGCCUGCUUGUCAGCCCUCAGCCAUCAUGCACCCCGAGUCCCUAAUGCAAACACCAGCACCUCUGAGCCCCAGAUGUCCAGUGGUCAUGGCGGGGGUACCACCGAAGAGCAACAACUAUACUGGGCCAAGGGAACAGGCUUUGGUACUGGGUCCACAGCUUCUGGAUGGGAUGUGGAGCAGGCCCUUACUAAACAACGGCUAGAGGAGGAGCAUGUCACCUGCCUGCUGCAGGUUCUUGCCAGCUAUAUCAACCCAGCAAGCUGUAUGGUGGGCCACAGUGGCGAGGCCCCUACAGGAGAGAACAGAGCCCAAAACAGCACGGCCCUGCCAGCUGUGCUACAUGAGCUGCUCACGCAGUCCUGCCUCGUCCCCGCCAUGUCCUCCUACCUCCGCAACGACUCAGUGCUGGAUAUGGCGCGCCACGUGCCCCUGUACCGGGCGCUGCUAGAGCUUCUCCGGGCCAUCUCCACCUGCACCGCCCUGGUGCCUCUGCUGUUACCCCUGUCUGGAGACAUAGGGCAGGAGGAGGAGGGAGAAGAGGAGCACUCUGAGGGGCAAACCUCUGUGGGCAUGCUACUGGCCAAAAUGAAGACAUGCGUGGACACGUACACCAACCGCCUCAGGUCAAAGAAAGACAAGAGCAAAGGUGUUGUGAAAACAGAUAGCUCCGAUCCAGAGCCCGAGGGCCUGACCCUGCUGGUGCCAGACAUUCAAAGGACAGCUGAGAUAGUCUAUGCUGCUACCACCAGCCUACGGCAGGCCAACCAGGAGAGGAAACUGGCAGAGUUUUCAAAGAAGGCGUCUAGUCGGCCCAAACCGUUGUCCAUCCUACACUCCCUGGAGGAGAAGUAUGUGUCUGCCAUGAAGAAGCUCCAGUUUGACACCUUUGAGAUGGUCUCGGAGGAUGAGGAUGGGAAGCUGGUCUUCAAGGUGAACUACCACUACAUGUCUCAGGUGAAGAAUGCCAGCGAUGCCAACAGCGCCGCCCGUGCCCGCCGCCUGGCCCAGGAGGCCGUCACCCUCUCCACCUCCCUGCCCCUCUCUUCCUCCUCCAGCGUGUUUGUCCGCUGCGAUGAGGAGAGGCUGGACAUCAUGAAGGUUCUCAUCACUGGCCCCGCCGACACGCCGUACGCCAACGGCUGCUUUGAGUUUGAUGUGUAUUUCCCCCAAGACUAUCCCAACUCCCCCCCGCUGGUCAACCUGGAGACCACCGGGGGCCACAGUGUGCGCUUCAACCCUAACCUCUACAACGAUGGCAAAGUGUGUUUAAGUAUCCUCAACACGUGGCAUGGGAGACCAGAGGAGAAGUGGAACCCACAGACCUCCAGUUUUUUACAGGUGCUGGUGUCGGUGCAGUCUCUCAUCCUGGUGGCUGAGCCCUACUUCAACGAGCCGGGGUACGAGCGUUCACGCGGCACCCCCAGUGGCACCCAGAGCUCCCGGGAGUACGACGGAAACAUCCGGCAGGCCACAGUCAAGUGGGCCAUGCUGGAGCAGAUGCGCAACCCCUCACCCUGCUUCAAAGAGGUGAUCCACAAGCACUUCUACCUGAAACGGGCGGAGAUCGUAGCGCAGUGCGAGGAGUGGAUUGCAGACAUCCAACAGUACAGCAGCGACAAGAGGGUGGGCCGCACCAUGUCCCACCAUGCUGCCGCCCUUAAGAGACACACGGCUCAGCUGCGAGAGGAGAUCCUCAAGCUUCCUUGCCCCGAGGGGCUGGAGGCCGACGGGGACAAGUUCUCCGAGAAGAGCCUCGCCCUCAUGGUGAAGGAGCCAUCCAGUCAGGAGGCGGAGAAGCCGGGCGGCAGCCAGGACAGCCACUGCAGCGACGGCCAAUUAUGAGUUCUCGCUCUCUCACCCCGCCCGCUGCCUUCUCCUCCUGAGCUCCUCCCGCCCUCCUAGACCCCGCCCCUGAGCCCACCCAGCCUGACCCCACCUCCUCCUAACUAUUACUAUUGCUAUUAAACAGACUUGAUGGCUGCGGAAGACGAGCCACAAUUUUGUCAAUAUUUGUAUGUAAAAAAAAAAACAAAUCGCUGAAGCGAGAGAGGAAGCGGCGAGACGACAAAAGUGGAACAUCGCUUACAAAACUUGACGAUUAGUAGACAAAUUCCGAACUAUGCUAUGCCCUUAUUAAAACAACAUGGUGGUCAACAAAAAACUUUUAUUUACCUGUAUAAGAGUGUAAACUUUUUGUGCAUUUUUUCCAAUUGUGAAAUAACCACUGAUUGGUAUGUUAUUAAACAUGUUUAUGUAUACAUAAUGAUCGAGCAAAUCAGAUUAUAUAAGGGAAACUACCUUUAGAGAAGAAUGUUUACUGAAUGUUCAUUUUUGUUUGUUUGUUUUUUGGGGUUUUUUUGUGUUUUGUUUUUUUUUGGGGGGGGGGGCGGCUGUUAGAAACGACAACAGUUGUAACCAAGGAUAUAUUGGUCAUUCUUCAAGGAUACUAUUUUACAAAUAAGAAAUAUACCUAAGUACUAAAUUUAAGGACACCCGGUCGCCCGCUGACAUUGUUUCUUUUCAUUUCUACAGGAUCCUGUACACUUCAAUAAAGGCUAAUUUCGACAUUCUUAAGUGCGAUGAUGUUAUCCAUUUUACCAGCUACUCUGAAAAGCAACAUGUGAUGGAUAAACUUCUUUUUUUUUCUUUUCUUUUUUUUUUUGCCUCAAAUUCUCAAUGUGAGUUUAGCGAACGGGAUCUGUGCCCAGAACUGAUACGACUGUAGAUCAGAAGACUGGGACUACACCGAUCAGCCAAACCAUUAAAACCAUCUGCCUAAUAUUGUGUAGGACCCCCUCGUUCCGCCAAAACAGCUCUGACCUGUCGAGGCGUGGACUCCACAAGACCUCUGAAGGUGGCCUCUGGUAUCUGGCACCAAGACGUUAGCAGCAGACCCUUUAAGUCCUGUAAGUUGCGAGGUGCGGCCUCCGUGGAUCGGACUUGUUUUUCCAGCACAUCCCACAGAUGUUCGAUCAGAUUGAGAUCUGGGGAAUUUGGAGGCCAAGGCGACACCUUGAACUCUUCCUCAUGUUCCUCAAACCGUUCCUGAACAAUGUGUGCAGUGUGGCCGGGAGCAUCAUCCUGCUGAAAGAGGCUGCUGCCAUCAGGGAAUACCGUAGCCGUGAGGGGGUGAACCUGGUCUGCAAUGAUGUUUAGGUAGGUGGUACGUGUCAAAGUAACAUCCACAUGAAUGCCAGGACCCAAGGUUUGCCAGCAGAACAUUGUCCAGAGCAUCACACUGCCUCCACCGGCUUGCCUUCUGCCCAUAAUGCAUCCUGGUGCCAUCUCUUCCCCAGGUUAAUUAUGCUCACGCAUCCGGCCGUCCACAUUAUACAAAAGAAAAUGUGAUUCAUCAGACCAGGCUACCUUCUUCCACUGCUCCAUAGUCCAGUUCUGAUGCUCGUGUGCCCAUUGUAGAAGCUUCCCGUAGUGGACAGGGGUCAUCAUGGGCACUCUGACUGGUCUGCAGCUAUGCAGCCCCAUACACAGUAAGCUGUGAUGCACUGGUGUUCUGACACCUGUCUGUCUUAGCCAGCAUGAACUUUUCCAGCAAUUUGAGCUACAGUAGCUCUUCUGUGGGAUCAGACCAGACAGGCUAGCCUUCACUCCCCAUGCGCAUCAGUGAGCCUUGGGCGCCAGUUUGCCGGUUCACUGGGAUGUCCUUCCUUGGACUACUUUUGGUAAUUACUGAACACCUCACAAGACCUGCAGUUUUGGAGAUGCUCUGACCCAGUCAUCUAGCCAUCACAAUUUGACCCUUGUCAAAGUCACUCAAAUCCUUACGCUUGCCCAUUUGUCCUGCUUCUGACAAGAACUGGCUCUCCCCUUGCUGCCUGAUACAUCCCACCCCUUGACAGGUGCCACUGUAAUGAGAUGUUAUUCACGUCCCUGUCAGUGGUUUUAGUCUUUUGGCUGGUCGGUGUAUGCAAGAUGCACAUGGGAUCUGUAUUUGAAGGCUUGCGCAUGUAGUGUGUGUGUUCAAUGUGCGUGUGCAACAAUCCCUAGUGAGAUACAAAGCUGUGAUGUGCCUUUGAUCUACAUCAUACCACCAAAUACCCUGCGGGAGCACCUUUGCCCAUUUAUUUGCUGUUUCUACAAAUUGAUUAAUUCAGCUCCGUCUGGCAUAAUCUGCUUUGAUCUUUUACUUCUUUUUUUUUUAUUAUUAUUAUUAUUAUUAUUAUUAUGUUGAGUCCAGUGAACCAAAAAAAAUGCACUUUCUAUUUUAUUCACUCCCAGAGCAGUCAUAUACUCUUGCUAGGACAUUAAA
This is a messenger RNA of Lampris incognitus (smalleye Pacific opah), 17790 nucleotides long. It is a transcript of the gene birc6, whose product is annotated as baculoviral IAP repeat containing 6. Gene Ontology annotation, biological process: apoptotic process; regulation of cytokinesis; negative regulation of apoptotic process. Gene Ontology annotation, molecular function: ubiquitin conjugating enzyme activity; cysteine-type endopeptidase inhibitor activity. NCBI's taxonomy places the organism in Eukaryota, Metazoa, Chordata, Actinopteri, Lampriformes, Lampridae. Gene Ontology annotation, cellular component: nucleus. The record is from RefSeq and is a predicted model, not a curated record. The transcript has 73 exons. Bases 387 to 15365 code for a protein of 4992 amino acids.